This is a messenger RNA of Paraglomus brasilianum, 2724 nucleotides long. The record is from the annotation of a GenBank genome assembly. NCBI's taxonomy places the organism in Eukaryota, Fungi, Glomeromycota, Glomeromycetes, Paraglomerales, Paraglomeraceae.
AUGGCCACGACAGCAGAUCUGCGACAGCUUCUCGAGAGAUCUAGACUUCUUGCAAACAGCAUAUCGCAUCAGACGGAUUUGCCGUCAAUCGAAAGAAACUUAGAGCAGAUCGAGGCGCAAUCGCGUAGACUGGCAAGUAGAGUUACGAAACCAGGUGAAUCACCUGAACGCAGAGCUCCAUAUUUUUUGGCGGGAAUUGGUAUCGAUGGAGAAAGACUUACCGAAAACGUUAAAGGAAUCAAAGUACUCAACGCGUUUGAGCCGCGCGAAAUAUUGGCAGAUACUGACAUCACCAGCUACUUGGAGCACAAGUACAAGCAAACAGUCACUAGUGUUAUAGCAGAUGGGCGAGAACAGACUAUGCGAGAUUACCAGGAGAACUUUGAAAGAGCAAUACGGAUUGAUUGGGAAAAAAUGAAACGACGCGUUUUUGAAGAGUUAGGACAGUAUAAACCAUCAUCGAGAACAUCUGGCAUGGACACGGCUGGCUAUAUGGGAACUAUAGGAACUCCAUACCCUCAAAGAGUAUCAGCAACACCUGGUGGUAUGACGCCGGCCAGGGCGCCUAUCGAAACUCCUUCGAGAACGCCAGCGACAAUAGCGAGAGAUCGUCAAUCAGUGUUGCAACGGUCAGAAUCUCGGCUUCAAAUGAAUCAGAGAAUGAUGCUAUACUAUGACGUGGUACGAAGACUGAAUGAGCAUCGGUUACAAAAACGUGAUUUCGGAAUCAUUCAUUCGUUUUAUGAAGUGGCAAAGAAGAUCGGAAUCGAAUCUAAACAAAGGAUAUUGCAAGGAUGGAGAGCAUUAUCGAUGAUUGUUGGAGAGAAAAAUGUACUUGAAGGUCGAUUUCAGGGUAUCCCACUGAAAGAGCGACAGUUUGCAAAAGCGUAUAAUGCUCACCCAGAAUCCAGGCAUGCUGCCAAGCUGCGUGAAGAACAUGUAGCGGGAGCAAGGCAUUAUUUGGAAUUGGAAUAUAACGAAUGGUGUCAGCAGUUUAUAGAACAUUAUAGGACUGAAGCACAAUUAGGUGGAGUACCAAGUGUUGUGCAUACAGCACGCGCCUUUUUACGUGCAUAUCAUCGACAAAAUGGGGGGGUUUCAAUGACAUCCAUGGAUACAUUCGAAGGGAUUCCUCUUUGGGGACUAAUAUUCAACUUGACAAGGCGCGGGGAAUUAGUAGAAGCUUUAAAUGUGGCAAGAAGUUUAGAAAAAUGCAUAAAUAAGAAUGAUCUUGUUUUCUUAAAGUACUUUGAUGAAUAUGUGAAUCACAAACGUCUAAGUAAGAAUUCUCGAGACCAACUAAUGGCAGAACUCAAGAAGAGAGAUUUGUUUAAACAGAUGGAAGAUCCAUACAAAAUAGUAAUGUUAUAUUUGGUCGCGCAAGUCAACUUUGGCAAUGCUUCUUCUCUAUCAAAAUCUGUUAUACGAACAGUAGAAGAUUACCUAUGGUUCAAGCUCGCAAUAGUGCGCGAACCGCCCGAAGGCCACUCCCGAGAGCCAUCUCACGAAGUAUAUACGAUCCGCGAUUUACAGAAAGAGAUAGCUCAUGACGAAGUUUCGGAUAACGGCGGCGUGACAAAGGACUUUGUGAAUCACUUCCGGUUACUGUUGUUGUCAGGACAGUUUGAGAGAGCUGUUUUCUAUUUACACCAGACUGAAUGUGAUGUUGAAGCUGUGCAUUUUGCUAUCGCACUGGCUUAUUAUGGUUUAUUACGAGUUCCAGAGACGCAGGAUGCCGUUUCUUUAUUUUUAGAAAAGGACGAGCAGGCAUAUCUCAACUUCAAUUCUUUGAUGUACUUUUACCCACAACGCUUCUCACAAACUAACCCACGUGAAGCGCUUCAAUACACUAUUCUCAUGUAUUUAUAUGGAGAUAUGGAAACCGAAUUUGGGCGACAGCAGAUAGAGAUAAGCCAUGAUUACGUUAGGCAGCUCGUCUAUGAGAAUCAGGCAUUCAGCGAGUUAAUCGGGAGUACUGUGCUAGGCACGGAGGGCGAGAUUAAGAGGUUUACGCCAUUGAUAUUCUUGAGGACAGAGUAUGACUUUAAAGAUAAAAUCAUCAAGCCUCUUGCGCGGCAGUGUGAAGGUGACGGGAGGUUUAAAGCUGCUGUUAGCCUGUUUGAGUUAAUUCAGGACUACGAGAUGAUCAUUGUAAUCUUAAAUAGGAUGCUUGGUGAAUAUAUCUAUAACAAGUUGCACAAAAUAACUCUUUCAAAGGAAGACCUAGAGGAAUUGAAUCCAAUAGACAUUAAAGCUAUUUUUGAAAGAUACGAGGCACAGACUUUUAUUGGCCAGCAAGCAUAUCCAAAUCGAGUGCAAGAUUGCAGGAACUUGAUCAAGAUAACUGAUUUUAUGCUAUUAUAUGAAAACAAAGAUCAUGGCAAGGCCAUGGACUUGAUCGAGGAGGUCGAUAUUAUUCCGUUGGAUGGAGAUAUUAACAGAGUUGCUCGAUGUGCAAAUCAGCUCUUGAUGUAUGAUGAUUCGUUAAAAAGGAAUAUACCCGACAUUAUGUUAAUGGUUAUGCAGAAUAUGCAUGAUUAUUACGUUCAUUUGAAAACAACUGUCACUUCACACACGCUGUAUAAGAAUGAUGACGCGUAUUUGAAAAUGGAACAUCUACAGAGAAAAGCGCGUAACCUCGUCCAUUUUGCUGGAUAUGUAAAUGUCAAGGUUCCUCCAAACGUCUACAGUCAACUGAAUACUCUGGAAGUCUCGAUGCGAUAA